Messenger RNA from Purpureocillium lilacinum, 834 nucleotides. RefSeq lists its product as uncharacterized. NCBI's taxonomy places the organism in Eukaryota, Fungi, Ascomycota, Sordariomycetes, Hypocreales, Ophiocordycipitaceae. The record is from RefSeq and is a predicted model, not a curated record. Gene Ontology annotation, cellular component: elongator holoenzyme complex. Gene Ontology annotation, biological process: tRNA wobble uridine modification.
AUGUCCAAGGUUCCUCCGCUGCUGGAGCCCUACCUCGGCCUGCCCCCGGAGGCGGCCCUCGUCGUCCUCACGAGCGUUCUCGGCGCAAGCACCAACUGGCUGGUCCAGAGGUUUCUUUAUUCGCUCCUGCGUCAUCGCCAGAGGGGCUCGGAUGUGGACGCAGAGGGACUGGGCGAGGGACAUGACGUGGGUGUAGUGCUCGUCAGCUUCAUGCGUGACGGGGCUUUCUGGAGGGACGGGGCGAGCAGACUGGGCCUGGAUCUAGAUGCCCUCCGGAGAGCGGGCAAGUUCGCCUUUGUGGACGGCUUGACCGGCUUGUUCGUCCCCGCACAGCCGGACGCAAAGGACCGGAUACUACGAAGCGCCAAGCUGGAUGACGUCGGCAAAGGCAUUGAGGCUGCCAUAGCAGAGGUGCGCGCGAGCAGGACAGUCCUCAUCGUUGACCAGAUGGACGCCCUGCUCGCGGUAUCCAAUCCGUCCGACACGGUGACGAGCCUCUCCAUCCAGAACAUGCUCCUGUCAUUGCGCGAGCGCGUGCAUGCCACCGUUCUCACCCUCGCCGCGGACGACCCGCUGCUGCAUCCGCAGGCCACAUCGCUCGAGCGGGAGCACGCCGCGCUCGCGUUGUCGCAGGUUCAUGCGGCCCGUACGGUCAUGGCCCUGCGCAUGCUCGACACUGGUGCUGCGAAGGAUGUGAGCGGAGUGGUGCGCAUCACGGCGCGCGGGACUGACGAGGACGGAGGCGAGGCGGCAGGGCAAGCGGAGGGCGAUGCCGAGUAUCUCUACUAUGUGGCUGGUGAUGGCGGCGUGAGAGUGUUUGAAAGAGGCACAUGA